Debaryomyces tyrocola is the source of this 360-nucleotide messenger RNA. The record is from the annotation of a GenBank genome assembly. NCBI's taxonomy places the organism in Eukaryota, Fungi, Ascomycota, Pichiomycetes, Serinales, Debaryomycetaceae.
AUGAGCGGGUCAAAAUAUCUCGAGGACCUGCUACAAGAACAUCCAUUAUAUCAAGCAGUUGACAAAUGCAUUGAUAGAGAAGUUAAAGAUACUUACAACUACCAUGAAUUUUUCUCCUCGUGGAAUGAACCAAUGGUGGAUUACAAAGCAAUCAUCCGGGAGUUAUUUAGAGUUGAUGAAAGUAGACUAGAAUCAUUCAUCGAAAAGGGGAAACCUAGUUCAGAAUAUCUGGAUCUUUAUACAUAUACAAAACACGGUGAUCAANAAUUUAGUAAAAAACUCCUCCGUUUCUUGUUAGCACUUCCCAUGUGUGAAUAUGAGAUUGUUAAUAAUAACAAUGCACUUAGUAAAAGUACUGGA